AUGCCAGAGCGGUCCAACAGCAGCAUCAGAGGAGCUGGAAAUUUCGGUUCAUAUCAAUGUCAAGCCUGUUUGGAUGCCAACAGAGAGUGCGACCUUGGCACAUUCCCCAUCACCGUGGAUGAAGACUUCCAGUCUCAGACUCAACCACCACAGCGUGCAAAGGGCAAAGCACGUCGGCCGGACACAGGCAACCCUGACCAGCAAACUUAUCCCAUACUUUCAGAAAUGUCACCCGCACACCUUUCAGAACAUCACGACCACAGCACACAGAAUGGCGCUUCGAGUCUUCCUUCAGCGGGCGGACAGGUCCCAUUCUCGCCUCAGUCCAAGAGUACCAGCCCCCAGGAAGGCUCAGAGAUGCUCCUUGUACGAUUAACGGAGACGCCGCAAGGCGAGAACGGAACUCGCCACCCUGUUGAGAUGACUGACAGAGUCUUGUACUUUGGAGACGAGUCGAUUUGGUCCGACAGCCUACGGAGAGCUCGAAGCAGCAAAUUCAGGUAUGCUGCAAGCCCACAGUCUUUAAGCACUAGAGCAGUCGAUCGCAACAUUCAUUAUGCAGUGCCGCCAACAGUGAGAGAUCAACCUCAGAACACGGCACAGGAUGAUCUCGAUAUACAGCAGGAGGAAAUGAAAUUGCUCCAGAGGAAAGGUGCCUUUUCCCUACCCCCUUCUGAUGUCCAGAGAAAGCUCCUCGACACCUACUUCAUGUGGAUAUAUCCUUUACAGCCGAUCCUCGACAAGGAGCAGUUUCUCGAGGAAUUUGAGAGGGGCCAGGCGCCCAUCAUUCUUCUCCAAGCAUUGUUGUUUGCUGCCACUACCUGUUGUGAUGAAAGCAUCAUCAUCCCACUUUGGCCAAGUCGCCGAACAGCUCAAUCUACCCUGUACAAGCGGGUCAGGGCGCUGUACGAUGCGGAUCACGAACAGAAUCACGUCACAGUCAUCCAAGUUCUCUACCUCAUGUGUUUCUGGUGGGGGAGCCCCAUGGACAAAAAAGACUUCAGCCACUGGCUGGCAGCAUCUAUCCAUCUGGCACAGGUGACGGGCAUGCAUCGGUCGUAUGGUCAAGACCAAAGACUCCCAUCUGUCGCUCAAGGACAGAAAACUCUGGAAACGCAUUUGGUACGUGAUCGUUUCGACGCCGCAUCAGUGGGCCGGCCCAUGAUCAUCAACGACGACGACUGCGAUAUUGAACCGUUGUGCCUGGUCGAUUUUGAAUGUGACGAGAACGGAACGCCGCCUCAAGGAGCCGGACACUGUGUUGAGAUGACGAAAUUAGCGACGUUAAAUCCAAAGAGAGCGAUCGACGAUGAUCUUUCGGCUUGGGAAAAGCAGCUUCCAGCGCCCCUACGCUACCACGAAGGGGCACUCGACCCUCAGGCCAUGCUAUUUGCAGCAAUGCUAUCGUUCGGCCUUCACUUUUGCCGCAUUGUCCUACAUCGAAAAGGCUUCCUAGAUGCAAAUACCAAGAACGAAUCCCUCUCAACGGCCUUGGCGUCGGCUAACGUCGUAACCCGUCUCGUCGAGGAGUUACUCAGUGAAGGUCUCCUGCCGAGGGCACAAGUACAUUUAAUCGCGGUCAUUUUUGCCUCCUUCACAAUACUUGUUGUUUCCAUGGAGCAAGGCCAGGGAGCACGCAGGCGAGUCCUGCAACACAAAUCCAAGCUGUGCCUUCUGGCUCUUGCAGAGUUUCGUGAUUACUGGCCAUUUGUGGACUGGAUGUACCGAAUGUUCAGUAACCUUUUGCAUUGGCUGGAGGUUGGAGACCACCCCUCUGCUUCCUCCUCGAGCGAAGGGAACAACCAGACGCUGUGGACCACCCAGCUUCGUCCGAACCACAUUCAACUACCAUCACAGCAGCAGCAGCAACCACCUGAUUUGACGGACAGCGCCGUCGAGGUCGCUCACGAUGACAAUGCGGCCACGUCUAUGCCUCUCUACGAGCAAGAUGCAAGCUCCAUGGCUGACGUCCAGCCGGAAUAUGGCAUGCUCCAGCAAUUCAUGUCCGGUAUGCUAACGUCAGAAAACUUUCUCGACCCAUUUAUGCCUUUGGACAGUCUCGAGUGGGACGAUCCAAGCAUUACCAACUUGGCCAAUCUGCCGGGAAAUUCCAUGCUUUGGACUUCUACACCGUUGCCUAUGGUGGACAAAGGGUCCCUGUCCUGA
This is a messenger RNA of Exophiala bonariae, 2166 nucleotides long. RefSeq lists its product as uncharacterized. The record is from RefSeq and is a predicted model, not a curated record. NCBI's taxonomy places the organism in Eukaryota, Fungi, Ascomycota, Eurotiomycetes, Chaetothyriales, Herpotrichiellaceae. Gene Ontology annotation, biological process: DNA-templated transcription. The coding region runs from base 1 to 2166 and encodes 721 amino acids. The transcript has 6 exons. Gene Ontology annotation, molecular function: DNA binding; zinc ion binding.